Messenger RNA from Fimicolochytrium jonesii, 654 nucleotides. RefSeq lists its product as uncharacterized. NCBI's taxonomy places the organism in Eukaryota, Fungi, Chytridiomycota, Chytridiomycetes, Spizellomycetales, Powellomycetaceae. The record is from RefSeq and is a predicted model, not a curated record. The transcript has a single exon. The coding region runs from base 1 to 654 and encodes 217 amino acids.
AUGUCAUCAUUCUCGGUCAUUUUCGAGCGAGAAAAGCAGCUCUUGAAAAACUGGGAUGAUCUCUACUCUGCAAUCGGAUGGUAUCUUCCAUCGACAACCCUGUAUCGACUGCGAAUGGUCUCGAAAGACGCACGACGAUCUUUCCGUAUCGCUGAAGAGAACCGUGAGGUUUAUUACGACACCUUGUUGCAGCAAUGGAAAGCAACCGCAGAUUCGAUAAAGCAAGAAAGCAUCGGACCAAUGGGCCGACUUCACUAUUAUCAAGCUACACAUAUCUUCACUACCGCUCCAACGCUUACCACCUCGUGCGAUCGAAUCAUUGACAUCAUCGAUCGUUACGAGCAGUCAAAUCCCAAAACGAAAACUCGAAUCGUUGUGAAAGACUGCCGGCAACCUCUUGAAGAUAUCGCCGGUUUUCUGAACCCCGCAAUGAACUUCAUGUACCGGGCGGGGGGUGUGGAUCCAACAACAUUCACGCUGGGUACGGUCCGACAAAUAAUCCGCAUGCGAGACGAUGUUUUGAUCAUCGGCCCUGACGAUCAACAAGUAGAUCCGUUCGUAGCUUAUCAGUUGAUGUCAGUCACUUUGUUCAUGAACGUUACGUUCCCUGAAAAGUCGAGCAAUAAGACUUUUGACGAAAUAGACCCUCUGUAA